Molecule: messenger RNA, 3253 nt
Organism: Capsicum annuum
Lineage: Eukaryota; Viridiplantae; Streptophyta; Magnoliopsida; Solanales; Solanaceae
Product: disease resistance protein At4g27190
Exons: 3
Coding region: 136-3027 (963 amino acids)
Molecular function (GO): ATP hydrolysis activity; ADP binding
Source: RefSeq, a predicted model, not a curated record
ACUUUUUCUUUUUGUUUUCUUUCAAAGUUGUGCUAUAAAUAAAGAAGAAUCAAUCAGUUUAAUUGAUCAUCUUUGAGAGCAUCAUAGCAUUCUAAUCAGAAACAGUUGUUUUUUCUAUACCUUAAGAAUUAUUCAAUGGAUAUACUUCCUAAUGCUGUAGGUGACAUUGUUGUUGAAGUGGGAAAGUUUGUAUCUAAAUCCAUCUAUCACAAGAUUGAAAAUAUUUUUCGAUUCUCAAUAAAUAUUGAAAAUCUCAAGGAGGAAAUGGAGAAGGUAGCAAAGUUUCGAGAUGAUAUCAAAGAGAAGGUGGAAAAAGCCGAGGAAGAAGGCUAUAAGCCAAAACCAGAUGUUAUCAAGUGGAUCGAUGACGUUCACGAGCUGUCAAAAGAAUGGGAAUCUAUGCAAGAAAGCAUUGAAGCAGCUAAGACGCUUUCAAAUAAAUGUUGUCCAAAAUUCAGCCUUCGCUCAAAAAUCUCCACUCAAUCACAGAACAUCCGAAAUCAACUAUGCAAGCUUAUAGAGGUUGGAGAAAACUUUGGAUCCAAUUUGGAGGUAGAAAAGUACCAGAUGAAAAAAGUUGAGUUCAUACCCGGAACAUCAAUAGAAGGCCAAUCUGCAGCAACAAGGAAUCUCAACGAACUCCUACGACUAUUGGAAGAUGAUGAGGUAAGCAUCAUCGGUGUGUGGGGUACCGGAGGAGUUGGGAAAACUACAUUGGUAAAGAAUUUGAACAAUGAGCUCCUAAAGAAUGUGUCAAGUUCCAAACUGUCUUUUGGUGUUGUGGUAUGGGUUACAGUGCCCAAACCGCCAAUAAACAUCAGAAAGAUUCAAGCACAAAUUGCCAGUAGACUAAACCUACAGGUAGAUAACGAGGCAAGUGUAGAAAGCAUUGCCAGAAAAAUCUAUCAAAGGCUCAAGGAAGAAAAGAGUUUCCUUCUCAUACUAGAUGAUGUUUGGAAAGGUAUAAAUUUGGAUGAUGUAGGUGUGCCCCAACCUGUAGUUCCCGCAAGAAGUAAGGUCAUUAUUACUACUCGCUCUUUGGAGGUUUGUAGGCAAAUGAGAGCAAACGUCGAAAUGAAGGUUACCACGUUGAAUGAGGAUGAAUCUUGGGAAUUGUUUGUCAAAAAUGCCGGAGAUUGUGCCAAUUUGGAGCAUAUUCAACCAUUGGCAAGGGAUAUUGCAAGCCAGUGUGGUGGUUUACCUUUAGCAAUCACUGUUAUUGCAACAUCUAUGAGAGGGAAUACAAGGGUCGAGCUCUGGGAAAAUGCUUUGGAUUCACUUAGAAGGUCUGAACCUUAUAACCAAAAUGUAGUAAAUAAGGUUUACAAUGUCAUCAAGUGGAGUUACGAUUCUUUAGAAUCUCUGGAUAUUCAAAGUUGUUUCUUUUAUUGCUCCUUAUAUCCGGUGGCUGUUCCAAUAGAUGAUCUCAUACAUUGCUGGUGGGCCGAGGGGUUACUUGGUGAAAAUGACACAUAUGACGAAGCCUACAACAAGGGAAUCGAAAUGGUUGAGAGACUAAAAGAUGCCUGCAUGCUAGAACCCCAUAAGAAGGAUUAUCUGAAGAUGCAUGAUGUGGUUCGUGAUUUUGCGAUAUCGAAAGCUAAUUCCUCCUGGAAUGAACACAAUUAUUUUAUUCAAGCUGGAGUUGGGUUGGCUGAGAUAUCACAUAUUAAAGUAUCGUCUUCUGUCAGGAGAAUAUCUUUCGUAAGUAACGAAAUUGAGUGUCUACCGGAUUACUUCACGAAAUGCCCAGAGACAACAUCUUUACUUUUGCAAGACAAUGAACCCCUCGAGAAAAUUCCCCAUGAAUUCCUUUUGGCAUUUCCAGCUCUAAGAGUUUUGAAUCUGAGUGGAGCUGGUAUUAGAGCAUUGCCUUCUUCCAUCAAUAGUUUACGCCAACUGCGUGCUCUAAUACUACAAAAUUGCCACAUGUUGACAGAGUUACCACCUAUUGGUAAACUUUGCAAUUUGCAAUUGCUUGAUUGUGAUAGUACGAGGUUAUGUUGUCUGCCUUACGGAAUGGACAAGUUGACAACUCUGAAGGUAUUUAAUCUGCCCGUUGCUGAAUUGAAGAACAUGAGUAAAGGAUUUUUCCUCAAAUUGCCCAGCAUUGAAAUGUUAGACAUGCUGGAUAGAGAAAUGACAAAUCUGAGGCCAUUAAGUCUUAUUGGAGCAACUUCUUUUGAUGAGAUAUCAUCUCUACACAAUCUGACUUCUCUUUUUAUUAGAGUGGAUAGCUCAUCGAUUUUCAACCGAGACCACACCUGGAUGUCUAGAUUGAAAAUAUUUCACAUUGAAGUUGGGAAUACUCCAACGCGUGUACAAAUAAACAAGUCAAGAAGGAUGAUAAGCGUCUCCAAGUGUGAAAUCUUCAGUAAUGGAGAGCUCUCAGGCAUGUUGCAGUUUGCUUCAGAUUUGUACUUGCACGAAUGCAUGGGUUUCAGGAAGUUGAUUUCAUACAACAGAUUUGAUGGAUUAAAAUCACUACACAUAGAGAGAUGUUCUUGCGAUUUCGGACCUCCAGGAGGAAGUCCACAGUUUGACCCUCUGCCAAAUCUGGAACAUAUCAACCUCGUUUCUGUAGAUAACUUGAAGUGUGUUUCUGAUUUCAGUAAACUUUUGGGUCUAAGAUUGUCUAAAUUACGUCAACUAGAAAUACACUUUUGUGCAAGUUUAACAUGUCUUUUUACUGUUGGUAGAGAUUUUUCUGUACCCAAGCAGUUGGAAGACAUUUCAAUUACCUUUUGUCCUGAGCUGGUACAGUUGUUAGUGCAACGCAGUCCAACUAAGGCCACACACGUCAACUCAGAAACUCCAAGAGUUCAGAGGUUAGUGUUGAGAAACUUGCCAAAAUUUGGAUCGUUGGGGGAGCCGCAGAGUAUGUGGGAACACCUGAAGGAGCACGAGGUGAUCAAUUGUGAUCGAAUCGAACACAAGAAGUUGCCUUCCUCUAUUCAAACCACCAACGUUAAAGUAAAAAAAGGAGUCCUAGAGUGGUUUUACCUACGGACAGUUUCAGAGAUCUAAAAGAAAGCAAAGGAAGGAACCAGAGAGACAGUGUUUGGAGCUAAAGUUAAUCGGUCGAGUUUGCUGUGAUGUAUUUACUUUCAGAUGUCGUUAAUUUUUUCCCACCAAUAACUGUUUCUUGUUUGUACCAUUCCUGCUUUCUGGUUCUAAUAUUUUGAUUGCUUGAUUGUACACUGAGUAAUUUCUUGUUUCGACCAAGAAAGUUGAAGAACGUUUUCACAAGACA